CCCCUCCCCCUCCCUCCCCCUCAAUGGCGGAUGAGGUAGCCAUGUUAUUGUAGCUCAACCGGAGACGAAUUAGGUCGCCGUUGAGUGAGUUGUGCACAUCUACCGGUUUGGAGUGCUCGUCCAUUUUUCUUCUCAUCUCAAUCGUCGUCUUGUGGGGGACACCAUGAGUGGCGGCACACCGUACAUUGGCAGUAAAAUCAGCCUCAUCUCCAAAGCUGAGAUUCGUUACGAAGGGAUCUUGUACACCAUCGACACCGAGAACUCCACUGUGGCUUUAGCUAAAGUGCGUUCCUUCGGUACCGAGGACCGGCCCACUGACAGGCCCAUCCCACCUCGUGAUGACACCUUUGAAUACAUCAUCUUCCGAGGAAGUGACAUCAAGGACCUGACAGUGUGUGAGCCUCCCAAGCCCACAAGCUCCCUCCCCCAGGACCCGGCGAUCGUUCAGUCUUCUAUAAGCUCCACUUCCUCAUCCUCGGCCACUGCGCUUCCCAGCGCCUUCCCAUCUGCCACUUCCUAUGGGCUCUUCAACCGUGCCCCGCUUUCUUCCUAUAACCAGUUCAACACCGGCACUCUGGUCUCCCCCCAGUUUGGAGGUGUUGGAGUUGGACGCAGCAGCCCACCUCCAGAUCCUUUGAAGAAGAGUCCCCAGAGUGUGGAGCAGGUGAUAAAAUCUCCGAGCACUACCAGGGCCACCGGUAUUAUCCCAAGCCUGGGUCGCCGGAGCCCAGCCCAGACUCGCACAGCCCCUCCCACUUUGGCUCACACCUCAGGAAGGAGUCAACAGCACGAUGCCGUGGACACAAGGAGGGCACAUGCUAACCGGCGAGGCAGAGGGGGCGGGCACCGAGGCCAGGGCCGCUUCAACGUGCGACGCGACGGCACCGUCAAGUUUGAGAAGGACUUUGAUUUUGAGAGCGCCAACGCCCAGUUCAACAAGGAGGAAAUUGAGCGCGAGUUUCAAAGCAAGCUGAAGCUGAAAGAUGACAAGUCAGAGUCGGCGGUGAACGGCGAGGAGAAAGGUGAUUCUGCUGUUGACACGCAGAACAACACAAGCAAUGCAGAUGAGGGUGACCCACUCGGGCCGAACUGCUACUACGACAAGUCCAAGUCGUUCUUUGACAACAUUUCGUGUGAUGACAGCAGGAAAGCCAAUGACAAGUGUGGCGGUGGCGGGUUCCCAAGAGAGCGCCGGCAGACCUGGGCAGAGGAGAGGCGGAUGAAUGCGGAGACCUUUGGCAUCUCCAUGCGUCACAGUCGGGGUCGUGGAGGCUAUCGCGGUCAUGGCUCCUCAGGCUUUCGGGGAGGUCGCCCUCGUUCGUCUAGCCGUGGCUCCUUCGCUCCACCACAAGGGGGUGGAUUCAGGGGUGGAUACCGUGGAAACCAAGCUGGGCGGGAGUUUGCCGACUUAUCAGCAUACAGGAAGGACAACAAGGUGGCGGCGUAGCAAUGAGGAAGAAAGAUGUCACGUUUUUGUCACCAGCACUGGUUCACUUCCAAUGUGGCAUUUUCUGAGCUUAACUUUGAUAAGAUUUUCUUAGCUGCCCAGGCUCGUGCUUUAUUUGCGGGACGUGGUAUUUUUUCUACUAGAUGUCACGUAGCCUCGCACUCAACCCGUGUUUGGCGUCUGCACUUGUCCUCAUCUUCAUGUCGUUACAGUUCUCACACAAAUGUGUGCUCUCUUUUUAUUUACCGUGUAAUCGCAACAUAUUUUGAACCCAAAUUACAAUUUAGAGCGCUUAAGGGGCAAGAAAAUGACACACACAUAACUAAAGUUUAACAACAGGGGGCAGCAGUGUUGUUGGAUUGUCUGCUUCUCAUGAUCAUGUGCUUGCUCCCUGGCAUAAUCACGCUUCAAUUAGCUUCAACUGUCUUGACGUUGACGUUACUACAACGUCCCUUAAUUAGUAAAAUAAAGCGUCAAUAAAGUAACAUUAAGUGGCAGCAAGUAUCAGAUUGCCAGGGGACAUUUUGGUCACUGUAUACAAAUUGUUCAAGAAUAUAGCAACAGCUGUUAUUGUUUGUGUGUAUUGACACAACAAUGCCAGGUCGGUGUGAUGAGGAGAUUGAUAUUAUGAUUGACUUGUUUUGUUGGUAACAGGGUCUGCUUCAGUGACCAAUGAGACGCCGCCUGUAAUAUUUACAGACACAUUUGUCAUGGAAGGUUCGAGAAUUGAUUUGAGCCGCUUCCAGUGUAGGUGUGGGCAUCGGCGCUUUCACUCUCAAUACCUUUUAAGAACAUUGUUGGCAUGAUUAGUUUCUCUUAGUCAUUGACAAGUCAUCCAAAAACACAAGCGAACCUCGUGUUUGAUGCAAUAAGUGAGAACUUUCUGAACCAGCAUGGCGUGUACACGCCUCCUUAGCCACAAUAAAACAAUAUCAACACUA
Messenger RNA from Doryrhamphus excisus (bluestripe pipefish), 2388 nucleotides. RefSeq names its product LSM14A mRNA processing body assembly factor a (gene lsm14aa). Gene Ontology annotation, cellular component: P-body. Gene Ontology annotation, biological process: cytoplasmic stress granule assembly; P-body assembly. Gene Ontology annotation, molecular function: mRNA binding. The record is from RefSeq and is a predicted model, not a curated record. Lineage: Eukaryota; Metazoa; Chordata; Actinopteri; Syngnathiformes; Syngnathidae.